AUGGUUGAUACCAUAGAUAUCACCGAUGAUGACGUGUGCGGUAUUUUCCCGCGAGGGACCGGUGAAGAAGCAAUUCUUCUAGAAUCCACGGAUAUAUCCUCUGAAGAUGAAACCGCUGACGGGACAACACCUCAUAUCGUCACAGGCCAUAUCCAAUCGGUUCAAGAAGUUCAAAAAGUUCUACCCUUAGGUCAUCUACUUGCUAAUGACCUGUUGCUUAACGAAGGGGAGGAGAACCGCACAGAAACGACAGAGAGUACUUUGGAAAGAAUACGGCGCGAACUUUUGCAACUUGAAGUUUCUAAUGAUGAGACCUUGGAAAAGGAAUAUGCGUCGUUGUGGGCUUUCUACGAUAAGUUGGCAGCGCAACAGGAAGCAAGAAUACUAUCGUUGGAGAGAGACAUGAUCUCCAAACUUGAUAAAAGUAUUCGGGCAUCAUCGCCGCCGGAUACAACUAUCUUACCCAGAAAUGUUCAACUAAAUUAUUCAUCGUUACAAAGGAUCAUGGCUUUGGAGACUAGGAUCUCCCAGGUAGAGGCACAGUUGGGUCCCUCUUACCUGUUCAAUGCGGGGCGCAAUAACGAUGAUGAUAAUGGUGAUGAAAGCUUCUCCAGACCGUUUGUGAGCCAGAUCGAUGAGCUUCAUCGGCAUAUGAACCUUUUACUGCAUAAUCCUACUGAUGCCAAUGGAAUAACUGCAUUGGAGGAAAGAUUAGUCGCCUUGAAUAAGAAUUUUGAAGCUUCUUUACUCGGUAAGAAAUUACAAAGGGAGCCAGAUGCUCUCGGCGAGAUAGACUGUCGUUACAUAAGCGACGAAACCAAAAUAGAGCGUAUCUGUGCUGCUUAUGAGGAGAUCAUGCAGUAUGCUGUGAUGCUUCCUCAAUUGACUACAAAGCUCCGAGACGUUAAUCAACUGAACCAUAAAGUGAAUGAGACUUUGAAGAUUGUACGUGGUUGGGAUAACAUACUUCAGGAUAUGAGGGCAGAUACGACCAAAUGGUCCCAUUUAAUUGACAAAGUGGAUCGAAAAUUAGAUGCACAAUACGACGAAGUAAUGUCAAAACUUGAAGGACUUAAAUCGCAACGAUUAAACCAGUAA
Molecule: messenger RNA, 1098 nt
Organism: Huiozyma naganishii CBS 8797
Lineage: Eukaryota; Fungi; Ascomycota; Saccharomycetes; Saccharomycetales; Saccharomycetaceae
Gene: JNM1
Product: Jnm1p
Exons: 1
Coding region: 1-1098 (365 amino acids)
Biological process (GO): microtubule-based process
Cellular component (GO): dynactin complex
Source: RefSeq, a predicted model, not a curated record